AUGCCAGGGUUGGUGCUCUUUGGCCGGCGUUGGGCCAUUGCCAGUGAUGACCUGGUCUUCCCAGGAUUCUUCGAACUGUUCCUACGAGUUGUGUGGUGGAUUGGCAUCCUGGCGUUGUACCUCACGCACAGAGAGAAGUUGGACUGUGCCGGUGGAGCCCUGCUCAGCAGUUACCUGAUCGUCCUCAUUGUUCUCCUGGCGCUGGUUGUGUGUACUGUGUCCGCCAUUGUGUGUGUCAGCAUGAAAGGAACCAUCUGUAACCCUGGACCACGGAAAUCGAUGUCUAAGCUGCUCUACAUCCGGCUAGCGCUCUUUCUGCCAGAGGUGGUCUGGGCAUCUCUGGGGGCCACCUGGAUAGCAGAUGGAGUGGACUGUGACAAGACUGUUGUGAACGGCAUCAUUGCCACUGUCAUUAUCAGUUGGAUCAUCAUUGUCUCUACUCUGGUCACCAUUUUCAUUGUCUUUGACCCACUGGGGGGCAAGAUGGCCCCCUAUUCCUGUGCUGGCCCCAGCCACCUGGAUAGUCAUGACUCAAGCCAGUUAUUGCAUGGCCUCAGGACAGCGGCUACAAGUCUGUGGGAGACCAGAAUCAAGCUUCUGUGCUGCUGCGUGGGGGACGAUGACCACACUCGAGUUGCUUUUUCGAGUACGGCAGAGCUUUUCUCAACCUACUUUUCAGACACGGACCUGGUGCCCAGCGACAUCGCGGCGGGUCUCACCCUUCUCCAUCAGCAGCAGGAUAACAUCCGAAAUAAACAAGAGCCUGAUGAGGUGGUCACCCAUUCCCCAGGGGCCUCCCAGGAAGCGGAUUUGGAUGCAGAAUUAGAGAAUUGCCGUCACUACAUGCAGUUUGCAGCCGCUGCCUAUGGUUGGCCGCUCUACGUCUACCGAAACCCCUUCACAGGGCUCUGCAAGAUUGGUGGGGAUUGUUGCAGAAGCAGAACCACUGAAUACGAGUUGGUUGGAGGUGAUCAACUGAACUGUCAUUUUGGCUCCAUCCUGCACACGACGGGGCUGCAGUACCGAGAUUUCAUCCACAUAAGCUUCCAUGACAAGGUGUAUGAGCUUCCCUUCAUAGUGGCUCUGGACCACAGGAAAGAAUCGGUCGUGGUGGCUGUGAGAGGAACCAUGUCUCUCCAGGACGUCCUGACUGAUCUGUCUGCUGAGAGUGAGACCCUCGACUUAGGGUGUGAAGUUCAAGACUCUGUGGCACACAAGGGCAUUUCUCAAGCCGCCAGAUACAUUUACCGACGACUCAUCCACGAUGGGAUCUUGAGCCAGGCAUUCAGCAUUGCUCCUGAGUACCGGCUGGUCCUGGUGGGGCACAGUCUGGGGGCCGGCGCCUCAGCCCUGCUGGCUUUCAUGCUCAGGGACGCCUACCCGCACGUCAGGUGCUACGCCUUUUCUCCACCCAGGGGGCUGCUGAGCAAAUCCCUCUAUGAGCACUCUCAGAGCUUCAUUGUGUCACUCGUCCUUGGCAAGGAUGUGAUCCCCAGGUUAAGUGUGACCAACUUGGAAGAUCUGAAGAGGAGAAUCCUGCGCGUGAUUGCGCACUGUAACAAGCCCAAGUACAAGAUCUUGCUGCAUGGGUGCUGGUAUGAGCUAUUUGGAGGGGACCCUGAUAACUUUCCGACUGAGCUGGAUGGUGGCCAGCAGGCGGACCUGUCACAGCCACUACUGGGCGAGCAAAGCUUGCUGACACACUGGUCCCCAGCCUACAGCUGCUCUGACGACUCUCCGUUGCACUCCCCACCCAAGUACCCACCCCUGUACCCUCCUGGCAGAAUCAUCCACCUGCAGGAAGAGGGCCCUUCAGGCAGGUUUUGCUACUGCUCUUCCACUCAGUAUAGUGCCCGCUGGUCGCAUGAAUCCGAAUUCAGCAGGAUUCUCAUAGGCCCCAAGAUGCUGACCGACCACAUGCCAGACAUCCUGAUGCGAGCCCUGGACCGUGUAGUCUCGGACAGAGCGGCCUGUGUGUCCUGCCCAGCUCAAGGAACUCCCCAUGUGGACAUAGUGUAG
Molecule: messenger RNA, 2019 nt
Organism: Chrysochloris asiatica (Cape golden mole)
Lineage: Eukaryota; Metazoa; Chordata; Mammalia; Afrosoricida; Chrysochloridae
Gene: DAGLB
Product: diacylglycerol lipase, beta
Exons: 15
Coding region: 1-2019 (672 amino acids)
Biological process (GO): lipid metabolic process
Source: RefSeq, a predicted model, not a curated record